Molecule: messenger RNA, 1053 nt
Organism: Aspergillus steynii IBT 23096
Lineage: Eukaryota; Fungi; Ascomycota; Eurotiomycetes; Eurotiales; Aspergillaceae
Product: intradiol ring-cleavage dioxygenase
Exons: 1
Molecular function (GO): oxidoreductase activity, acting on single donors with incorporation of molecular oxygen, incorporation of two atoms of oxygen; ferric iron binding
Source: RefSeq, a predicted model, not a curated record
AUGCAUCUCUCAGACAUCGGAAAGCUUGUCGGCGUGGCCAUGGCUGGGUUAUCUAUUGCCCACCCUGGUGCCCACGAGCCUAGCUUGUACACCGACCUGAGCAAGAGGGACUUCUUGCACCAUGCUCGCCGGAGUCUCGACAAGUGCUCUGAUCAGCUGGAGCGUCGUGGUAUCAAUGCUCGCGCCGAAGCUCGUCGCGCUGCCAUCGUCGACAUGUACAGGAAGCGAUCUCUCAACGCUCGUGACACUGACAAGGUUGUGAACACCUCCCACCACUCUUCGCUCCACGUCACUGCCAACACCCGCGAGUCGGAGCUUUUUGCCAAGAACCCCGUCUGUCUGCUCGCCCCCGAGGGAGAAAUUGGACCAUUCUGGGUCAAGGGCGAACUCAUCCGCUCUGACAUCGGCGACGGCGAGCCUGGUAUCCCCAUCAUCUUGGACGGACAGUUUAUUGAUAUCAACACCUGUGAGCCCAUCCAGGACUUGUACUGGGAUGUGUGGAACUGCAACUCCACCGGUGUGUACUCCGGUGUCGACAGCACCAUGAACGGAAACGGAAAUGAUCACGCCAACUUGAACAAGACCUUUUUGCGUGGUAUCCAGAAGACCGACGAAGAGGGCGUGGCUCAGUUCAACACCAUCUUCCCCGGCCAUUAUGAUGGGCGGGCUACUCAUGUGCACGUUGUCGCCCACGUUGGCGCUUCUGUUCUGCCGAACAACACUCUCACCGGCGGUCAUGUUGCUCAUAUCGGUCAGCUGUUCUUUGACCAAGAUCUAAUCUCUGUCGUUGAGGCCACUUACCCCUACAACACCAACACUGUCGAUAUCACUCAGAACGCCGAUGAUCACGUUGUCCAGGUCGAGACUGAGGAUAGCAACUCCGACCCCUUCUUCGAGUAUGCCUAUCUCGGUGACUCCAUCGAGGAUGGUCUGCUUGGCUGGAUCACCCUGGGUGUCAACGUGACUGCGAACCACGAUUCGGCUGCCUCCUAUGCUGCCAGUCUGACUCCUUCUGGUGGUGUGAGCAAUGAUGCCAGCUCCGGCGGUGGACAA